AUGCCUUCCAAGAAAUCAUCCGCCUACGUCCUAGGCGUGGGCAUGACAAAGUUCAUCAAGCCCCGUGGAAAAGUCGACUACACCGAGCUCGGCUUCGAGGCCGGCGUCAAGGCCCUCCUAGACGCCAAGAUCAACUACGACGACGUCGACCAGGGCGUGGCAUGCUACUGCUACGGCGACAGUACCUGCGGCCAACGCGUGUUCUACCAGUUCGGCCUGACGGGGAUUCCCGUGUACAAUGUCAAUAAUAACUGCUCCACCGGGAGUACCGGCAUCAACAUGGCUCGCACGCUUGUUCAGCACGGCGCUGCGGAUUGUGUCAUGGUUGUUGGAUUUGAAAAGAUGAUGCCGGGGAGUCUGCAGUCUUUCUUUAAAGACAGGGCUAAUCCUCUGGGGCCGACGACAAAGAUGAUGGCUGACACGAGGGGUGUUACCAACGCUCCCGGUGCGGCCCAGAUGUUUGGCAACGCUGGGAGAGAGUACAUGGAGAAGUACGGUGCCAAGGCCGAGGACUUUGCAGAGAUUGCGCGAGUCAACCACGCACACUCGCCCAAUAACCCCUACUCGCAGUUCCAGCAGGUUUACACGAAGGAGCAGAUCCUCGAGGCGGCCAUGAUCCACGAGCCCCUGACCAAGCUGCAGUGUUGUCCAACUUCAGACGGUGGUGCCGCAGCCAUCAUCGUGUCUGAAGCCUUCCUCGAGGCUCGGCCGCACCUCCGCGAACAGGCUAUCGAAAUCGCAGGCCAGUGUCUUGCAACCGACGCCCCGAGCUUGUUCUCUCGCAGUGCCAUUGACCUUAUGGGCUACGAGAUGACACAAAGAGCAGUAAAGGAGGCGACACAGCAAGCAGGCAUCUCAGCUCGAGACGUCCAAGUCGUCGAACUCCACGACUGCUUCAGCGCCAACGAGAUGAUCGUCCUCGACGCCCUAGGCCUCUGCGACAAGGGCAAAGCCCACGAGCUCGUCCGAGCAGGCGACAUCACGUACGGCGGCAAGUACGUAGUCAACCCUUCAGGCGGACUCAUCUCCAAGGGCCAUCCCCUCGGUGCAACGGGCAUCGCGCAGUGCGCGGAGUUGGUGUGGCAUCUCCGCGGCUGGGCCAACAACCGUGCUGUCCCAGAGACGAAGUACGGUCUUCAGCAUAACCUUGGUCUGGGCGGCGCGGUGGUGGUGACGGUGUACAAGAGAGCUGAUGGAAAGACGGCGCCGGUGGUUGACUCGGACACAGUCGGACAGAAGAACAAGUUGGGAUAUAAUCCUGCGGUCGAGGCGAGGGGGUUCACCGAGGAGCAGGCUGACUCUGUGAGGAGCAAGGCCAGCAGGAGUGAGUGGGCGCUACAGGACACGCUGAAGAAGGUUGAGUCGAGGUUCUAG
This is a messenger RNA of Fusarium falciforme, 1374 nucleotides long. Its product is annotated as Acetyl-CoA C-acetyltransferase. The record is from RefSeq and is a predicted model, not a curated record. Bases 1 to 1374 code for a protein of 457 amino acids. NCBI's taxonomy places the organism in Eukaryota, Fungi, Ascomycota, Sordariomycetes, Hypocreales, Nectriaceae. Gene Ontology annotation, molecular function: acyltransferase activity, transferring groups other than amino-acyl groups. The transcript has 2 exons.